This is a messenger RNA of Dermacentor andersoni, 961 nucleotides long. Its product is annotated as (3R)-3-hydroxyacyl-CoA dehydrogenase-like. The record is from RefSeq and is a predicted model, not a curated record. Gene Ontology annotation, molecular function: oxidoreductase activity. NCBI's taxonomy places the organism in Eukaryota, Metazoa, Arthropoda, Arachnida, Ixodida, Ixodidae.
CAUGUCAGUGCGCACGUCGCUACGCUGAUCGAGCACACUUACGGCGGCAAUGUCUCUAAGCGGACGUCUGGCCCUGGUGACGGGAGGCGCCAGCGGCAUCGGCGCGGCCGUCUGCCAGGUUCUGGCCGAAGAUGGUGCUGUAGUGGUAGUCGCUGACAAACAGCUUGAGGCCGCAAGGAAAGUCGCCGACUCUCUACCAGGUGAUGCAAGGCACCAGGCUGUGUACCUGGAUGUCGGCGAUUCUGCUUCUGUGGAGCAGCUGUUUACCUACAUCAAAGGCACGUACGAAGCAUUGCCGUUAAGUGCCGUCGUCAACUGCGCCGGCAUUGGAGGCUUAGCACCUAUCGUGGACUGCAGCGACGAACUUUUCGACGACGUCAUCAGGGUCAACCUGAAGGGCACUUUCCUGGUGACCCGAGAAGCCAGCCGCUACAUGCUCAGCUCGGGCCAGCCAAUGCCCGAGGGAGGCGCAGCCAUCGUAAACGUUGCCAGCAUCUUUGGCAAGACCGGCCAAGAAAGUUGUGCUCCUUACGCCGCUUCCAAGAACGGCGUCGUAGCACUGACCAAAUCGGCAGCGCAAGAACUGGGGGCGCACGGCAUUCGCUGCAACGCCGUGCUGCCAGGUUGGAUUGAGACCCCCAUGAGCGCAGGGGCGCCUGAAGCCUGGAGAGCAGUGGCGAUCGCUACGACGCCGCUUGGAAGAACCGCUCAGCCGAGAGAAGUCGCGGAGACCAUCAAAUUUCUGUGCUCGCCAACCUCGAGCUCUUUCGUCACGGGUGCCGCGAUUGAAGUCUCGGGAGGUUGGCGCAUGUGAGCUCCCGCUCGAUAAUUCUACGAAAACAGGGGCAGACGUUUAUCACGUGGUCCGAGGCACUGGGAUCGUAAUGGCUUUACCUGGAGAUGCGAAACAAGCAAUAAAUAUGUGGCCUGGCAUUGUGCCAGAGGUCGUAUCCUGUUUCAA